Molecule: messenger RNA, 3952 nt
Organism: Piliocolobus tephrosceles (Ugandan red Colobus)
Lineage: Eukaryota; Metazoa; Chordata; Mammalia; Primates; Cercopithecidae
Gene: SEC63
Product: SEC63 protein translocation regulator
Exons: 21
Coding region: 301-2583 (760 amino acids)
Biological process (GO): SRP-dependent cotranslational protein targeting to membrane; post-translational protein targeting to endoplasmic reticulum membrane
Cellular component (GO): Sec62/Sec63 complex
Molecular function (GO): RNA binding; transmembrane protein transporter activity
Source: RefSeq, a predicted model, not a curated record
GAGUUCCACCGUUGCGCUCGCCACGUCUCCCUUAGCUAGCUUGUUGGGGACAGGCAGGGGGAGGGAAAACUGAGCGGGGCGGGAACUAUCUCCUCUCGCGAGAGCUGGCGACGGAGGCGGCAGCAGCAGCGGCGGCGGCGGCGGCGGCGGCGUGUCCGUGAGAGUGGCGUGGGGGCAGGGAGGAGAGGCGGCGGCGGCAGCGUCCAAGCUACGCCACUCGGGCCGGGGCGUUGGGAGCGGGAGUGCAGAGCGUGGUCGUGGCGGCGGCGGUGAGAAGAGCGAGGCGGAGGAGGGGGUGCCAUGGCCGGGCAGCAGUUCCAGUACGAUGACAGUGGGAACACCUUCUUCUACUUCCUCACCUCCUUCGUGGGGCUCAUCGUGAUUCCGGCGACAUACUACCUCUGGCCCCGAGACCAGAAUGCCGAGCAAAUUCGAUUAAAGAAUAUCAGAAAAGUAUAUGGAAGGUGUAUGUGGUAUCGUUUACGGUUAUUAAAACCCCAGCCAAAUAUUAUUCCUACAGUAAAGAAAAUAGUUCUGCUUGCAGGAUGGGCAUUGUUCUUAUUCCUUUCAUAUAAAGUUUCCAAAACAGACCGAGAAUACCAAGAAUACAAUCCUUAUGAAGUAUUAAAUUUGGAUCCCGGAGCUACUGUGGCAGAAAUUAAAAAACAAUAUCGUUUGCUGUCACUUAAAUAUCAUCCAGAUAAAGGAGGUGAUGAGGUUAUGUUCAUGAGGAUAGCAAAAGCUUAUGCUGCUUUAACUGAUGAAGAGUCCCGGAAAAAUUGGGAAGAAUUUGGAAAUCCAGAUGGGCCUCAAGCCACAAGCUUUGGAAUUGCCCUGCCAGCUUGGAUAGUUGACCAGAAAAAUUCAAUUCUGGUUUUACUUGUGUAUGGAUUGGCAUUUAUGGUUAUCCUUCCAGUGGUGGUGGGCUCUUGGUGGUAUCGGUCAAUACGCUAUAGUGGAGACCAGAUUCUAAUACGCACAACACAGAUUUAUACAUACUUUGUUUAUAAAACCCGAAAUAUGGAUAUGAAACGUCUUAUCAUGGUUUUGGCUGGAGCUUCUGAAUUUGAUCCUCAGUAUAAUAAAGAUGCCACAAGCAGACCAACGGAUAAUAUUCUAAUACCACAGCUAAUCAGAGAAAUUGGUAGCAUUAAUUUAAAGAAGAAUGAGCCUCCACUUACCUGCCCAUAUAGCCUGAAGGCCAGAGUUCUUUUACUAUCUCAUCUUGCUAGAAUGAAAAUUCCUGAGACCCUUGAAGAAGAUCAGCAAUUCAUGCUAAAAAAGUGUCCUGCCCUACUUCAAGAAAUGGUUAAUGUAAUCUGCCAACUGAUAGUAAUGGCCCGGAACCGUGAAGAAAGGGAGUUUCGUGCUCCAACUUUGGCGUCCCUAGAAAACUGCAUGAAGCUUUCUCAGAUGGCUGUUCAGGGACUUCAGCAAUUUAAGUCUCCCCUUCUGCAGCUCCCUCAUAUUGAAGAGGACAAUCUUAGACGGGUUUCUAAUCAUAAGAAGUAUAAAAUUAAAACUAUCCAGGAUUUGGUGAGUUUAAAAGAAUCAGAUCGUCACACUCUACUGCACUUCCUUGAAGAUGAAAAAUAUGAAGAGGUUAUGGCUGUCCUUGGGAGUUUUCCGUAUGUGACCAUGGAUAUAAAAUCACAGGUGUUAGAUGAUGAAGAUAGCAACAACAUCACAGUAGGAUCCUUAGUUACAGUGUUGGUUAAGUUGACAAGGCAAACAAUGGCUGAAGUAUUUGAAAAGGAGCAGUCCAUCUGUGCUGCAGAGGAACAGCCAGCAGAAGAUGGGCAGGGGGAAACUAACAAGAACAGGACAAAAGGAGGAUGGCAACAGAAGAGUAAAGGACCCAAGAAAACUGCUAAAUCAAAAAAAAAGAAACCUUUAAAAAAAAAACCCACACCUGUGCUAUUACCACAGUCAAAGCAACAGAAACAAAAGCAGGCAAAUGGAGUCGUUGGGAAUGAAGCUGCAGUAAAGGAAGAUGAAGAAGAAGUUUCAGAUAAGGGCAGUGAUUCUGAAGAAGAAGAAACCAAUAGAGAUUCCCAAAGUGAAAAAGAUGAUGGUAGUGACAGAGACUCUGAUAGAGAGCAAGAUGAAAAACAAAACAAAGAUGAUGAAGCAGAGUGGCAAGAAUUACAACAAAGCAUACAGCGAAAAGAGAGAGCUCUACUAGAAACCAAAUCAAAAAUAACACAUCCUGUGUAUAGCCUUUACUUUCCUGAGGAAAAACAAGAAUGGUGGUGGCUUUACAUUGCAGAUAGGAAGGAGCAGACAUUAAUAUCUAUGCCAUAUCAUGUGUGUACACUGAAAGAUACAGAGGAGGUAGAGCUGAAGUUUCCUGCACCAGGCAAGCCUGGAAAUUAUCAGUAUACUGUGUUUCUGAGGUCAGACUCCUAUAUGGGUUUGGAUCAGAUUAAACCAUUGAAGUUGGAAGUUCAUGAGGCUAAGCCUGUGCCAGAAAAUCACCCACAGUGGGAUACAGCAAUAGAGGGGGAUGAAGACCAGGAGGACAGUGAGGGCUUUGAAGAUAGCUUUGAGGAAGAAGAGGAGGAAGAGGAAGAUGAUGACUAAGCAGUACUCAGAAGGGACCACAGUGUUUGCACAUAUUUGCAAUUUUUUGCUGUUUUGGAAGUGUAUAAUAAACCAGAGACAGUACAGAACUGAUGUUGAGGGAGGUGUAGUUUUUUUACUCUAGAAAUGGGUGCAUAAUAUAACUAGGCAGUGGUGCCUUGGUACAACCUGAAAAAUGUUAAGGCUUAUUGAAACCUUUCAAGUAUGGGAUGGUGCAUUUAUUUCAUCUGCAAAUGAUAAUAAAUCCUUUGUUAUUAUAACUGUCCAGAAGUGUGGGCUAUGUAUUACCUGAUCAGUCUAUGGUCCCAGUAAAAGUAAAGAUGCAGGAAACACAGUCUAUAAAUGAGCGACUUUUCUUUGUUCAGCUUUAGUUUUAGCAAACACCACAAAUAUGUUUUAAGUAACAUUGCUCAAGUUUAUAAUCUCUUGAUAAGCUCUAUUAUUGACAUUUUGCAGUGAUACAAGACUGUAACAGCUGCAUUCAUAGAUUUAAACUUUUAUUUUUACUUGUCUUGGUCAUAAGUUGGCAUUCUCUCACAUUCCACAUGAUAUAGAGGGCUACAUUUUGGAAUUUUUCUUUUCUUAAUUGUCCAGUUAUCGGACAGAUUAUAAAAAUGGCUUUUAAUGGCUUAAAACAUUUCUAAACCUGUAUCUUAGCAGAUCAGUGCAGGAUCUAAUUCUUUUGAUAAGCUGUAGCUCUAAAAGUGAUAGUGGGACCGUAUGUUUUCUGAUAUUGGUGGCUUAUGUUAUUAAACCUUUUAUAAAAAAGGUUCACUCUAAAAGCUGAACUACAUCCUUAGUUUUCAGUCUACCUGACUCUAUCAGGAGCUUUUUAAGGAAAGUAAGUAUAACAUACAAAGGAAGCUUUUUUUGUAUUCAUUUUGGACUCCUGUCAAUAAAAAUAGAAGUUUGUUGACUCGUUUUAUGUUUCAAUGGUGUGUGUCUUUUUACUGUCAGGGCAUAAAUAGGGCAAUCCACUUCUUUAUUUUUCAACUAAAAAUUGAAUAGUAUUGUACAUUACUGCUAAAGUGACUGCUAUUUCUGUAUAGUAUAGAAAAACCCAGGAGUAAGAGGGAUUUCCCCUUGUAGUACAACUGGAAGGAUAGUGCUUGUAAAGAGUAGAGAUGUACACAUGAUGAAUCAUUGAGGGAGGGUGGAUAUUUUUAUUCCUAGAUAUGGAGGAAGCAUAAGUCUGUAGUAUUAUAAAACUGAUUAUAAUAAUCCUUUCCUAUGAAAAUUUCCAUAGGUCAAAAUAUUGUUGGAAUACUACAACUUGCAACCUUGUUUACUUAAAAGGUUGCCACUUUCAGUGCAGAAUUACCACUGGUAUCUUGUUACUGCAGUAGUUGGAAGUAAAAAUUGAAAAUUA